This is a messenger RNA of Tuber melanosporum (Perigord truffle), 1773 nucleotides long. RefSeq lists its product as uncharacterized. Bases 1 to 1773 code for a protein of 590 amino acids. NCBI's taxonomy places the organism in Eukaryota, Fungi, Ascomycota, Pezizomycetes, Pezizales, Tuberaceae. The record is from RefSeq and is a predicted model, not a curated record. The transcript has 2 exons.
AUGGAUCGCAGAAAACCUUCAUCAUGCAGUCGCUUUAUCCUCCUUCUCCGGAAUCUCUUCAUCGCAGCGUUAGCGUACACGUUCGUUGUCGAAGUUCUGCACAUUUAUCAAACCGGUACUAUUUCUCCCUUUUCGAAGGGUUCGCCAAAGAAAUCCACGGGCAGGGAUAGUAAGGGGGGCUCGUUGUCCGGGGGUGUAAAUUGGCGGCUGAGGCCGACGACCUUGGUGGAGGGUACCAACGAUGCUUUCAUGGGGAGGAGGCCUGAUGUGGAUACUUAUGCGAAUUACACAAAAUUGAUUGAGACGUGUCGGGGGUCCUUAAAUGGGUUGGAGAGAAUGAGGAAUGUUUAUGACUGCUUAGACUACCUUACUCGCCGCGAGGACGACUACUUUUUCAUGGCCGAGAACCGGCCUUCGGCUGCUGACCCGAACUACAAAUCGAUUGAGGGCGCCGCCCCCCCAUCUACACACUAUAUCGGGGAUUGCCCUGGCCCCGUUCAACUCUAUCAUACAUAUUGGACUGGUCCGGCUACGUGGCGGGUGGAACUUUUCGUCAAGGCUUAUCUGUAUACCCAGAAUAUUCCCUGCAGCAGACUGUAUAUUUGGCUCGAGUCGGAUGGGUUUCCGGACGCUGUGUCGGACAUGAUGAAGGAUCCUCUAUUCGCCAAGUUUCUUCCGCUUGUGGAGCGUGGUGAUUUAGUUCUUAAGGCAUGGAAAUUCCCCCGUAGAAUUCCCUUGCCCAAAGGGGCUAUCGCUGAGGAUCCAGCAUAUACGAAAUCUCUUGCCGGCAAGGGGUCCCUUCGCGGAACCUCCGGUGAGGCUAGGAGUCCUAAAACUGAAGUCUACAUUGCCGACGGGGUUGUUCGGAUGGAAGAUGGUAGCGAGUGGCUUGUGCUUACCGAGCGCCAAAUGACCUUUCUUCCCGUUGCUGUCUCGGAUGCCGUACGAUUCAUUGUCUUACAUUUACAUGGAGGUGUUUAUAUGGAUAUGGAUGUUAUGCUUUUGCGUGACAUGCGGCCACUGUUAUUGACGCCUGAUCAUAACUUUGCCGAGCGUUGGGCAGUUCAUUCACACCCUGGGGAUUACAAUACUGCUGUCAUGUCUCUCAACGCAAACAGCUCUCUAUCGUCGUACCUUGUUAGGGGCGGAAUCAGGAUGGGUCUGAACUUUCACCCGAGAAUUAUUGGGAGGAUGGCAUGGAAGGAUGGGAGGAAUGAGGAAUUUGCCAUGUUUGAGACCGGGCUAUUUGAUCCAAUUUGGGGCGAGUUCAAUUGGGGCCGAGAGGGGAGGUGCACAGUUCCUUGUUUCAAGGAUUAUGGCGUUGCUUUCCAAGGGACAAGGGGUGCUAUCAAGGAUGAAUGGGAGAGCUAUGAUGGGAAGCCGCUUUCAGAAAGGGUGUAUCAGAGGGAGCUAGAGCUCAGGUCUCGGGUCUCGGAUUCACCACCAUCUUCAGCUGACGAGAUUGAGCGCGCCUCGGUUGAGGCUCUAGCUAUGGAAAAGGGGGAUGCGGAUGUGACCUAUGGGGGAAAGCCAUAUACAUUGAAGGAGGAUAAAUACCCGCCGAACAAUAGAACAUUGGAAAACUUUUUUAGAGGAGCUUGGAGUUAUCAUAUUCAUAAUCAGUGGACCAAACACCCACAGCCAAAUUCUUGGUUCGACAUCGCCCAAAAAGCUCAUGACGGCUUCCUCCAAGGAACACGCAAGAACGUCUACGGCGAAUCUUGGACAGGGCCCGAUAUCCCAGCUUACGACCGCUGGCCGGAAUUCGAUUAA